AGCAAAACAAAAGCGUCCGAGUUCGUAUUCGUAUCUUUCUUGUGUGCAGAUUAAUUACGCUCGUCGUCUGGCCGGAAAUAAAGUGGUUUUGUUUUAUCGCCAAUUUAUUUGUUCUGUGUGGUUUCGUUUCUCAUCAAGUGCGUUAUCAUCAGUGGCGGUUGUGAAAGUGAUAAGUGCUCCGAGCUAGAUUAUUGUGUGCCCGUCGUCAGAUUUAAUCGAUCGAGUGUUUCAAACGGUUUGAUUCGUUACAAUCUGCUUUGUGUAGAGUGAAUCGUCCUUGGAAUCCUCCCCCCAUUUUCAUCCGUUGAAAGAUUAAAACCAAUACAACAUGGCCAAGCCGCAGGGAGCCGCAUUCUGGAUGGGAGCUCAAACGCUACCGAUUCCGAUGACAAUGUUCCGCGAGAACCGGGAAAAAGUUAUUGGGGAGCUGCGAAAAGUGCGCACAUUCGAUGGGACAGCUUUGAUUGUACUCCAGGGAGGCGACAAUAUCAGCCACUAUGACACCGAUGUGGACUACGUUUUCCGGCAGGAAUCGUACUUCAUGUACCUGUUCGGCGUAACGGAACCCGGCUGCUACGGUACCGUAGAUGUUGCGAGCGGAAGUACCACCCUGUUCGUACCGCGCCUUCCGUCCGAGUAUGCCGUUUGGAUGGGCCCACUCCUAUCGUUGGACGAUUUCAAGCAGAAGUACGAGGUUGACGCGGUGUACUAUGCGGAUGAGAUUGAUGUCAAACUUGGAGAGCUCAAUCCAUCUGUACUACUAACUUUGUGUGGCCCCAACGCGGAUAGUGGACUGGAAGCCAAGCCAGCCAAUUUCAAGGGCAUUGAAAAGUUUGUCGUGGACUCCGACAUACUGUUCCCAGUGAUUGCUGAAUGCCGCGUCAUCAAGUCCCCGGCCGAGGUAGAAGUCCUUCGUUACGUAGCCAAGGUGUCCUCGGAUGCGCACAAGCGCGUGAUGAAGAACAUCCGUCCCGGAUGGCACGAGUACCAGGGCGAGGCCGAAUUCCUGCACCACGCCUACUCGGUCGGAGGCUGCCGCCAUGUGUCGUACACGUGCAUCUGUGGCGCCGGGACCAACUCGGCCAUCUUGCACUACGGCCAUGCCGGAUCGCCCAACGAUCGGCUCAUAAAGAACGGCGAGAUGUGCCUGUUCGACAUGGGCGCCAACUACAAUGGCUACGCUGCGGACAUUACGUGCAGUUUCCCGGUCAAUGGCAAGUUCACCGACGAUCAGAAGCUGAUCUACAACGCUGUGCUGGCGGCUAGGGAUGCCGUAUGCGGUGCCGCCAAGGAGGGAGUUUCUUGGGUCGAUAUGCACCUGUUGGCCAAUCGUGUCAUGCUGGGCGAGAUGAAGAAGGGUGGAUUGUUGCAGGGAGAGGUGGACGAGAUGAUGAGUGCUGGUCUGAACGGCAUUUUCCAGCCGCAUGGCUUGGGUCACUUGAUUGGUCUGGACGUGCACGAUGUCGGUGGAUAUCUGUCCCACUGCCCGGAACGUCCGACGCAACCCGGUGCCAAUCGGCUGCGAAUGGCUCGUACGUUGAUGGCCGGAAUGUACGUUACGAUCGAACCCGGAUGCUACUUCAUUGAACCGCUUCUGAACAAAGCGUUUGCCGAUCCGAACCUGAGCAAAUUCCUGGUCAAGGAGGAAAUCGAUCGCUUCCGUAACUUUGGCGGCGUUCGCAUUGAGGAUGAUGUCCUCAUUACCAAGACGGGAAUCGAUAACUUCACCUUGGUGCCAAGAACUGUCGAGGAAAUCGAAGCCUGGAUGGCACAGUGAAAGGAGCGAUAGGUGUGAUUGGUUGCUGCUAAGUUGGUACACGAUUUUGAUAGAUUGUUCUAUACACUAACCAAGUUCAAACAUGCAUGUAUAUUCCACUUCCAAAACGAUGUAAUCAACAUAUAUUUUGUUAAAAAAUUCAAAAAGUACUGCAAGAUUAUAUAUACAAAUUUUAAAGCAUAAA
This is a messenger RNA of Aedes albopictus (Asian tiger mosquito), 1961 nucleotides long. It is a transcript of the gene Dip-C, whose product is annotated as xaa-Pro dipeptidase. NCBI's taxonomy places the organism in Eukaryota, Metazoa, Arthropoda, Insecta, Diptera, Culicidae. The record is from RefSeq and is a predicted model, not a curated record. The coding region runs from base 329 to 1777 and encodes 482 amino acids. The transcript is spliced from 9 exons. Gene Ontology annotation, molecular function: manganese ion binding; metalloaminopeptidase activity.